AAGUGAUUUUGCAACCUGUUGCAAAGCUCAGAUUGCAUGUGGACUGAAGACGUGCUCAGCCCUGAUGCUGUAGUGGGCUCUGUACUAAAAUUAACCCGUCAUCUGCAGUCCUGUCAUGGCUGAGAGGGACAGUCCAACUGAUCAUGGGGAAGAAGAGGAGUUGGAACAAGACAAAGAUACAAACACUCCUGAUGAUAGAGACACUGCCACUGCUAGAGAAUCCCCAGACGUAGAUUCUAGUGAGGAUCAGCAGCUUGUUCAGCUUCCAACCCAACCUGAGGAACAGUCAGAGUGUCCAGGCUGCCAAUCGAUGGGCAUACUGACGCUGCCUUGUGGCCACAAACUGUGUCCUACAUGUAUCGAGCUGAGCCAGGGGGAGCUGGGUCAGGCUGGCUGCACCAUCUGCUACGGAUCACAGUUAAUGGACUCGGUCCUGCACACUUUACUGGAAGCCCUGUUCCAUGGCCAGCCAAGGAGACCUGGGGUCACAGCUGGAGCUGCAGAAGAGCAUGUCAGGGCGACGGAGGGUGGAGGGAGAGCCUUGGGUGUGGUGAAAGAAGAGCUGUGUGUGGCGCAUGGGGAAAUGCUCAGUGUGUUCUGUCUGGAAGAGGGCGAGCCACUCUGCCAGCAGUGUCAGACAGACGAGCAUGAAGCGCACCAGUGCUGCUCCAUACAGGAGGCUGUCCUCGACUGUAAGAGAGAGCUGCGCUCUGCAGUCAGAGGUCUCCAAGAGCAGUUGGAGAGUUUAACAUCCAUCAGACAAACCUGGGAGGAUACAGCUGCUCAUAUCAAGAGCCAAUCAGUACAAACAGCACAGGUCUUGAGGGAGGAGUUUGAGAAGAUGCACGUGUACCUCCGUGAUGAAGAGGCCACUCUGAUGUCACAGCUGAAACAGGAAGAGGAGGAGAAGGGUGAGAGGAUGAAAGAAAAGAUUGACAGACUCAACAAUGACAUACGAGAGCUCACCAGCAGUAUCAGAGAGACAGAAGAAGCCAUGGGCUUUGAUGACUUCCUCUUUCUGAAGAACUACAAGAAGGCCUCUGAAAGGGCUCAGUGCAGAGUAGAGGAGCCUGAAGAAGAAUCAGGAGCUCUGCUUGAUGUGGCCAAACACCAGAGCUGUGUGCAGCACCACGUCUGGGACAAGAUGCUGAGGAUUAUCCAGUACUUCCCAGUGACCAUGGACCCUAACACAGGCUCGGUGUGUUUAGGCGUGACUCCUGACCUGUCCAGUGUGUUUGUGUGCGAGGAGCAAACUCUUCCAGACAAUCCAGAGAGGUUUGUGAGCCCACAGAGCAUCCUGGGCUCAGAGGGCUUCAGUUCAGGGAGGCACAGCUGGGAGGUGGAGGUGGGAGAUAACAGUCACUGGUCUCUCGGUGUGGCCAGUGAGUCGGUCCAUAGAAAGGACUGGUCCAACUCUGGUUUAAACCCCGGUCCUGCCUUAGACUCAGACAUAGACCUUGGUGGUAGCUUAUGGACUGUGUCCCUCUCCUCUGGUGAAUUCUGGGCAUCUCCCGGCCACAGUGCCCCGCUCAGACUGAGAAGAAAGCCAUCCAAAGUCAGAGUUCAGCUAGACUGGGAGAGAGGGUGUCUGACUUUUUCUGAUGCCAAUGACAACGGCCUGAUCUAUCGUUUUAAAAAGCAGUGGAGCGGAACUCUGAGACCCUACUUCUCUACGACAUGUUCUAAACACCCACUGAAAAUCACAGCAGGGAGAGUGACUGUUAACAUAGAAUAACAUCACACUGUCGUGAUGCUAAA
Molecule: messenger RNA, 1758 nt
Organism: Larimichthys crocea (large yellow croaker)
Lineage: Eukaryota; Metazoa; Chordata; Actinopteri; Sciaenidae
Product: tripartite motif-containing protein 35
Exons: 6
Coding region: 116-1735 (539 amino acids)
Molecular function (GO): zinc ion binding; protein binding
Source: RefSeq, a predicted model, not a curated record